Anoplopoma fimbria (sablefish) is the source of this 1636-nucleotide messenger RNA. It is a transcript of the gene nt5dc1, whose product is annotated as 5'-nucleotidase domain containing 1. Gene Ontology annotation, molecular function: 5'-nucleotidase activity. Lineage: Eukaryota; Metazoa; Chordata; Actinopteri; Perciformes; Anoplopomatidae. Bases 203 to 1582 code for a protein of 459 amino acids. The transcript is spliced from 12 exons. The record is from RefSeq and is a predicted model, not a curated record.
UGAUAAUCGAUUCGGGUGGCCUUCGGUGAAUUGUUUUCGCGGGUACCUCAAGCGAAGGCUGAGCAGCGCGUGCACGCGGCCGCAGACACACGGUGACAUUGACACACCGGUGGUGUUUCGGCGCCGUGCACACGUUAAUGUGUGUACGGUAUCGUUCAGCUCCGGAGCGCUUCCCUCUGCAGUUCCCCCAGCGCCUGCUACCAUGAGCGAAUACUUCAGCCUGUCGGACAGUGAUGUUAUCGGCUUCGACCUGGACCACACGCUCUGCCGCUACCAUUUGAAGGAGACCUCCAGGCUGAUCUAUGAGAGCUUUGCCAGGUAUCUGGUGGAGCAUAAAGGCUAUGACAAGGACCUGCUAAACCUAACCCCUGCUACCUGGGAUUUCUGUUUUAAAGGACUAGUGGUGGAUCUGGAGGAUGGAAACCUUGUGAAACUGGCAGAGGAUGGAACUGUCUUGCGAGCAACACAUGGAACUAAUGACCUCAGCACAGAAGACAUCAUCAAACAUUAUGGUCCAAAACGGGAGUGGAAGCACUUCGACAGCCUCAAUACCUCCUUCACAAGAUCUACAAAAUACUAUUUCUAUGACAACUACUUUGAUCUACCCGGGGCUCUCCUCUGUGGAAGAGUUGUGGACAUGUUGAACAAGCGAGGAAAUGAGGUGAAUUCCGACUUUUGGAAAGACAUGGUUGCUGCCAUCGACCACAAUUACAACACAUCUGCAUUCAAAGAGGACGCAGGGACGUACUUCCCCAGCGUGAAGAGGGACCCGGGCCGGUACCUGCAGCCCUGCUCUGACUCUGUCAAGACCUGGCUGCGCAGCAUGAAGAACGCCGGGAAGGUCCUCCUCCUCAUCACCAGCUCCCACAGUGACUACUGCAGGCUUAUCUGUGAACACAUCCUGGGGAAGGAUUUCGAAGAGCUAUUUGACGUCAUCAUCACAAACGCCCUGAAGCCCGGUUUCUUCUCCUUGGUGCCCCAGCAGAGGCCCUUCAGGACGCUUGUGAACGACGUGGAGGAGAGUGAGGGGCUGCCGUCGCUGGACAAACCCGGCUGGUACUCCCAGGGUAACUGGCCGCACCUCCACGAGCUGGUCAAGACCAUGACGGGCAAGCCAGAGCCCAAGGUAGUGUAUUUUGGAGAUAGCAUGAGGUCGGACAUGUUCCCUGCCAGCAGCUUUGGGAAGUGGGAGACGGUGAUGAUCGUGGAGGAAAUGGAGGGGGAGGGCGUCCCGAAGAGUGACGCGGCGAUGUCCAACGAGGCCCAAGUGGAGCCGCUGGAGAAAAAGGGAAAGUUUGAGGAGCAGGGCAUGAAGUCGCCCUCCGAUGUGUCCCAGCAGUGGGGCUCUUACUUUGUCGACGUGCACAGAAGCGGAGGAGGGGACGAGGAAAGCCAGAAACUGACCUGGUGCUGCCACUCCAUUCACAAAUACAGCACCAUGGCCAUCCCUAGUGUCGAGCACAUAGCAGAUCUCCCUCUGGAUUACAAGUUCCCCAGGUUUUCUCCCGACAAGCCCUGCACCACCGGCUACUACCCAAGGCCCCCGGAUUCUUUGCUGAAGAGGUGUGAGAGUCUGUCGUAAAAAAAAAAAAAAAAAAAGGAAAAAAGAGGGAAAAAAAAGGGAAAAAGUAAAAAA